AUGUUGCUGCUUACUGCCAUUGUACUUGCUGGCUCCUUGCUGUGCCACGCUGCCUACCGAAUCUUCAAGAAGAGGAGCAGGCAGCAGCCGCUGCAAAACAUCCCGGGCCCUCCGUCUGAAUCCUGGUUGACCGGUGUUGUCUUCAAACUGAAUGGCCCGUUUUCCAUUGCCUACCGCGAGCACGUACUUACAGCGUAUGGGCGAGUAAUCAAGUUACCCGCACUGUUCGGGGAUAUACACUUGGCUGUGUCCGACCCGCUUGCGCUCACUACCAUGUUCGGGCGUUAUCGCGACGAGUUCGACGUUAGCGAGGGCGCCACUGAGGCAUUCAACACCGUCUUUGGUCCAAGCGUGGUCGCCACAAGAGACAGUGAACAUUCCAAACAUCGAAAGCUUUUGAACCCAGUGUUUUCGCCGCGGGUCUUGCGGGAGACAGUCCCGCUGUUUCAUCAGGUGGCGCAAGAGCUCGUCAACAACCUGCUCAGCACCGUCGGAAAUAACUUCGUUGAGGUGGAGCUAUCGGAGACCAUCAGUCGAUUUUCACUCGAAGCCGUCGGUCGCGCGGCACUUGGGUACUCCUUUGGCCCCUUGGCUGGACAUGGAACGGACUACAGUCGUGCUCUCAAGAUGUUUGGCGCGGCGUUCGCACAACUAGUAGUCUGGCGUCCCCUUCUUCCGUGGCUGAAGAGAACCUUUCCCUCCUGGCUGCUGAGGUUCACCGUGGCGGUGCUUCCCUGGAAGGCCCUACGUCGGAUGCGCACGGUAUCUGACGAGAUACGCGGGAUGGCGUCUCAUGUUCUGCAACGCAAGAUAGCUCUACUUCGUCUCGGGGACGAUGCGAUCGUCCGCGAGGUGGCGGAAGGAAAGGACCUAAUGAGCGUACUACUGCGUCAAAACAUGCAGUCGCAUGCUUCAGGGACUGAGUCGUUAUCUGAAGAUGGCCUUAUUGGCCAGAUGUCCGCCCUCCUGUUGGCGGCCACUGAUACAACAUCCGCAAGUAUCGUCCGCGCUGUGCAUUUGCUCUCCGAACGCCCCAGAGUGCAAGAGAAGCUUCGAAGGGAGAUACUUGAUGCAUCCACCCCCACUGGACGUGGAGUUUCCGACCUCGACUACGACGCACUGGCGGGCUUGCAUUACCUAGAUGCCGUCAUACGCGAGACCCUGCGACUGUACCCCGCAUUCUACAUGACGCAUAAGGUGUCAACCAAGGAUGCUAUACUCCCACUGAGCGCCCCCAUCGAGGGUGUAGACGGCCGGUCUAUCCACGAACUGCACGUACCGGCAGGCACGGUUGUUUGGUCCAACAUCUUUGGUGCGAACCGCGAUCCUGCCAUAUGGGGACCGGACGCUGCAGAAUGGAAGCCCGAGCGUUGGUUGUCUCCGCUCCCUGGCACAGUAGCGGACGCGCACGUGCCCAGUGUGUUUGCGAACCUGUCGACUUUCUCUGCCGGUCCGCGUUCGUGCAUUGGUUAUAACCUCGCCCUGGCCGAGAUGCGAGUAGCGCUCGCGCACAUGUCCCUGGCUUUUGAUUUCGCGCCCUCGGAACGCGCAAUCGUCUGGAAGUUCGGCGGUGUUUACAUACCGUCCGUGCAAGGGUCCAACGUUACGCACCCCGAGUUCUUGGGGGGCAUCUGA
Messenger RNA from Trametes versicolor FP-101664 SS1, 1635 nucleotides. RefSeq names its product cytochrome P450. Bases 1 to 1635 code for a protein of 544 amino acids. Lineage: Eukaryota; Fungi; Basidiomycota; Agaricomycetes; Polyporales; Polyporaceae. The transcript has 15 exons. The record is from RefSeq and is a predicted model, not a curated record. Gene Ontology annotation, molecular function: monooxygenase activity; heme binding; iron ion binding.